This is a messenger RNA of Carica papaya (papaya), 1320 nucleotides long. It is a transcript of the gene CAD9, whose product is annotated as cinnamyl alcohol dehydrogenase 9. NCBI's taxonomy places the organism in Eukaryota, Viridiplantae, Streptophyta, Magnoliopsida, Brassicales, Caricaceae. Gene Ontology annotation, molecular function: zinc ion binding; oxidoreductase activity, acting on the CH-OH group of donors, NAD or NADP as acceptor. The record is from RefSeq and is a predicted model, not a curated record.
AAGUGCAGCCAGUUUCUUCCAUCCGUUUUUUUAUCGAGAGAGAGAGAAUGGCGAAGGCAACAGAACAAAAACUCCCGGUUAAGGCUCUUGGCUGGGCGGCUACAGAUCAAUCUGGCAUUCUCUCGCCUUUCCCUUUCUCUAGAAGAGAAAAUGGGGACGAUGAUGUCACUGUAAAAAUCCUCUAUUGUGGAGUUUGCCAUUCUGAUCUGCACGCUGCUAAGAACGAAUGGGGCUUCACCAAUUACCCUGUUAUUCCCGGGCAUGAAAUUGUUGGUGUUGCCGCAAAAGUAGGGAAGAAUGUGAAGAAAUUCAAUGUUGGAGACCAUGUUGGGGUUGGGGUGAUAGUGGACUCCUGCAGGACAUGUGACAGCUGCCAGCAGGAUUUGGAGAACUACUGCCCUUAUACCGUAUUUACUUAUAACUCCCAUUCCCAGGAUGGAACAAAAACUUAUGGUGGUUAUUCUGAUAUUAUUGUUGUGGACCAGCGCUAUGUCCUCCGUUUUCCCGAUAACUUGCCGCUUGAUGCUGGUGCACCGCUUCUGUGUGCUGGAAUCACAGUGUACAGCCCAAUGAAGUAUUAUGGAAUGACUGAGCCAGGGAAGCAUUUGGGUGUGGCAGGACUUGGUGGGCUUGGUCAUGUUGCUGUCAAGAUUGGUAAGGCGUUUGGGCUAAAAGUUACUGUCAUCAGUCGCUCCCCAAACAAGGAGAGUGAAGCGGUUGACAGACUUGGUGCUGAUUCAUUCCUCGUCACAAGUGACUCUGCAAAAAUGAAGGCAGCCAUUGGUACCAUGGAUUACAUCAUUGACACAGUCUCAGCAGUUCAUCCUCUUCAACCACUGAUCAGUCUUCUGAAAAUAAAUGGGAAGCUGGUUACUUUGGGCUUGCCUGAUAGGCCCCUGGAGCUGCCUAUUUUUCCAUUAGUUUUGGGGAGAAAGCUUGUUGGGGGAAGUGACAUUGGAGGGAUGAAAGAGACACAGGAAAUGCUGGAGUUUUGUGCCAAGCACAAAAUUUCAGCAGAUAUUGAGCUGAUCAAGAUGGACGAAAUUAAUACAGCAAUGGAAAGGCUGGCCAAAUCCGAUGUCAGAUAUCGGUUUGUGAUCGAUUUGGGAAACAACUCCUCACAAUAGAUGAGUUGCAAUGCCUAGAUUACUGGGCUUUUUGAUUACCCUACUAGAAUAAUUUUGAGAACUUUUAUCACUGAAUAUACGCUCUAGGGGAUUGAAAUUUUAGGAAAUCUUGUCAUGCUGUCCUAAUUUGGUAAUUCCCAGUGCAAGUUGGCUAAUGCUACACUAUUACUACGUAACUUCUGUCUUUGCUCUA